Messenger RNA from Mizuhopecten yessoensis (Yesso scallop), 1972 nucleotides. RefSeq lists its product as uncharacterized. NCBI's taxonomy places the organism in Eukaryota, Metazoa, Mollusca, Bivalvia, Pectinida, Pectinidae. The record is from RefSeq and is a predicted model, not a curated record. The coding region runs from base 534 to 1313 and encodes 259 amino acids. The transcript has 3 exons.
ACGACAGAGACGACGCAUGCAGUCGAUCAGCAGUCGACAGAGAUAUCCAUUGACCGCUGAUCAUAUAUUGACUCUCUUAUAACAGAGAUAGUAUAUUAACGCUAGACCAGGACAAUGUGGACACGGCGGCAAGAAAACCCAGACAAUACACAUUUUCUCGGAUAACGCUAGAUUGGGAAUAUUAUACAGGCUAGAAACAGAAGACGUAUUUUAUAAACAUUUGCCAUCGAAAAGAGGAAAUCGCUGGACACAUUCGGUAAUUACAAUGUAAAUAUCUACAGUGAAUAGUCUGCAAACGUAAAUUGGUGAAUUUAUAAGAACAUUGACUGAUUUCCUCGGGACUAUGAAAAUGCUAUUUCGAUGAGAACUUGCGGCUUAACUUGAUCAGGUUCUACUUUAAUUACUAUAGAAGAAACCGUUUGAAGUGCAAAAUAUUGCAGCUAGAAACAAUAUCAAAUUAAACUGUUAUUGUGCCGAAUUUCUAAUCUAGAUAGUGUUUGGCCUUGACGGCUAGUUAGAAGCAUUAGAAGACAAUGAAGGAAGGAGACGUCGACCGAUAUAUUAGGGAAAGCAGCAAGAGCUAUAAUGGCUGCCGAGUCAAGAAUUCGGCGCGGAGGAACUCCCUACAGAAGAAGACAAUUGGGAUAGAAACAGAGAGGAAGAUGGCGGCGGCCAAUCUUGGAAGGGAGGAGAAACAAUUGCGAGAACAACUUAGACAUAUGCAGAUCGACAAAAUGAAAAAUACUAUUGUACACAAUAUGAGAGAGAAAGCUAAGAAGGGAAACAAUGCAGAUAUUGGAGAGGAGGAGGAGGAACUUCGCCAUCUGCCCACGGAGCCAUGGCCUGUCACCCUAUCGGAGAGUCCUCGGGGGUCACCGAGUCUCGGAAAUAGAUCUAAUUCGAGCCUGGCUCAAGCAGGAAUGGCUCAUGCGAAAAGAAGAGGACGUCGAAUGUCACAUGAAUUUGAGGACCUCGAUAUGAACACAAAGACUGGAAAGUUACAGACAGCUCCAAAUAUGGCUAAAAGUUUGAUGGCGAGACGGAAUUUACAUCGCCCCACCUCAGGGUCUCUGACUUCUGUCAGAGGUAGAAUGGACAGUCCAAGACAAGGACGUGGGAAUCUGGAUAGCAGUGACACGUCAUCCUCGUCAGCCGUAUCAUCUCUGGAGGACCUUCAUUGGAUAGGAAAUCCAGUGGCCACUAAAUCUGUUCGGCGUGCCCGAAAAACUGUCGAGGAACAGGAACUGACGUCAGAACUUCACAAACUCUCAAUAUCAGAUUCGAAGAAAAGGAAAUCAAAGAAAAAAUCCUGAUAGAUAUACCAUGCAAAGUGAUAACCAGUGUGAUAUUUAGUCCCGAAAGGAUAUUCCCAGCAUAUAGGAGUGAUCAGAGUAAUAAUGACCAAUUUAUUAUCAAACAAAUAUGAAUUCGUUUCUUCGUUUUCUAUCGUUGACUAUAGCAUUACACACCCAGAACCGUCCAAUAGUAUAACAAUCUGCAUUUUUUUUAAUAUUAUAUAUCAAUAAUUUUUCAAACACUAAGUUUAAUCAUUUUUAUUUUUUACUUUUAUAAUUUUCUGUUAUGUAUAUGUACAUUUAUUGGCCCAGUUCUUCAAUGUCUGGUUAGUUAAGAGAAUUAAGAGUUGUUUAUUUGGUAAGGAUUCAAAAAAUAAAGGUAAUAAAGGAAUAAGAAAUAUUUGUUAUUUUUCAGAUACUUCUAAGAAAAAGUCUUUUGCACAUUUAUGUAAACUGUUCGUUCAGUGGGCCAGGUUUGGAACAUCCGGUUCCUGGUUAUGUCCGUGUCAUUAUUGUCAAAACAAGAUAAUAUGGAAGGUGUUUUCAUUCUAUAUUCACUCUUUUUGCGCCCCAACUUUAGUUCAGUUAUGAAACAUGAUUUAACCAAGUAAAUAUUACAAAAUAUAUCAGGUUCAGAACCCCAGUGUAACAGAAUGUUUAGUAAUUAAAUAGGUACG